GGGGAGUUAUACAAAACGUCAGAGUUGAAUGUUUCGCUACGUCACACACAUUAUCAACAGUAUAACAUUACAGUGUAAUUACAGUCACGCACACACAGGCAGGUACGCGGACACGGGCGGCUCUACCUGCGCAAGAGUCGCAUUCCGUCACCCACCUCCGCGAUUGGCCGCCGAGCCUGCGAAGGCUUCGAACAGCGCUACAAAUUUUUAAAUUUAGAAAGUUUGCCUCAGUGUUUGUGAUUGGUUCGGUACGCGGCAUAAUGUCCACAGUGUUAUAAGAUCCAUCAUGUCUAGCCUAGCAUGCUUGCUAGCCGUGGCUGGCGCCGCGUCUGCACAGCUCACGCUUGACGGCAUCAGGUGCGGCCAAUUGCUCUGUCAGCUUGAGGAGUACUGCUCACCGGAGACGAAUAGAUGCGCCCCCUGCAAUGUCGUUUGUAACAAAACCAACCACAAUUACGAUGCCGGGCUCUGCGUCAAAGAGUGCCAAGGCUAUCUCCUGGACUUGAGAUAUUUGCGAAGGACAGAGGAGACGCAACCGCCCGGCGAUCUCAGCAGUGUCCAGCGUCAAGCUCAAACUGCUUUGAUCAUCAGCGCAGUGGCUCUAGCCAUCUUGGUGCUCAUCCUGAUUAUUGUCUGCAGAGGAAGAUUCUCUUGGAGAUACAUCAAACAAAAAUUCCAACCAGCCAAGAACCGUGUGAAGCAGUACCCAAACGAUCUGACCCACCACAAUCCGCACGCUGAGAUGCCUAAACCCAAGCACGAGCUUAAACUAGAGAUAAGGAACCCGGAACCAUCGAAACGACCGCAACAACCUCUCAACGCGAGAGACCUCGAAACGAGAACGUCGCAAACCGAGAAAAGCCAAGGAGCCACCACCCCAAAGACGAUCAGCACCGCUCUGAGCAACCGGCACCCCGCUGAGGACGCGACGCUAGACUUCUCCUACGACAACAUGGGCAUGAACGUGACGCCUCCCGAGCAACCCGCCACCAGCCACAAAUUCUGAGGUCCGGCCGUCAGCUUCGGCGGCGAAACUAUCAGGUUUAUAGAGGUCACCAGCGACGCCAGUACUGCCACCUCCAAAAGCUAAAGUUCACAGUUUAUUACAAACCUUGGAAGGUC
Messenger RNA from Trichoplusia ni (cabbage looper), 1122 nucleotides. It is a transcript of the gene grnd, whose product is annotated as protein grindelwald. The record is from RefSeq and is a predicted model, not a curated record. NCBI's taxonomy places the organism in Eukaryota, Metazoa, Arthropoda, Insecta, Lepidoptera, Noctuidae. Bases 287 to 1006 code for a protein of 239 amino acids. The transcript is spliced from 5 exons.